AACCGACGUUCGGAAAGAAGGGCGCACCGGUGCAUCAUGGGAGUUGUAGUCCGCCGGGUUCUAUCUAGCCGGAGAAGGCGAGGCUUCAUCAAAAUACAACUCCCAUCUCGACCCUCGCAAGGCGAGCGCUGCCGUCCAAUCUGAAUAAGUGGGAGGAGCCGCGUCCGCCCACAAAAGCCACAGCUAUCUUUCCAUAUCGCUCCCCUGCAAAAACAAAAACGAAAUGAUAUAUAUUUAAAUUGCCCCCGAAAAAGAAACAAUACAAGCAGUGUCGACGGUUUGUUUUCGGCACACGACGGACGGCGACGAGGCGUCCCCGCGUCGUGCGGCGGCAGGAGGGUGUUGUCCUGACGCUUAAAUGGAAGUGGGAGGGCCUCCGCGGUCACACACUGCCAGCCUCGCUCUGGAUAUCCUUCUGACAAGCGCCAAUUCGCUGGUUUAUGGACUGUCUACGCACUGAAAGCGACAGACGACGGGUCUGCGAGGGGGCCGACGGGCCGAGGACGGACGCGGUCUUCUCCGUUAUUCGGCGCCGCUGCUCGCUUGCGCCCGCGCUUGGCGCCGCCCUUCCUGGCCGGUGGGUGGUUUCGUCAGUCGGGCUGAUCCACCACGGCCCAGCGCCGAACAUAUAGGCCGUCCUCCGCCUCUGUACCCGGCCGGCCUUCUACCGUGAACUACACCCUCUCCCUCGGUAUAUUAAUGCGUUAUGAGUGACUCGAAGAAGGAAUCAUCUGGAACUGAAGGAGGGAAAGCAUCUAAAAAGGGGAAAAGUUCUGGAUCGCAGGAUUCCUCUCAGCCCUCUCCGUUGGCUCUCCUAGCAGCCACCUGCAGUAAGAUCGGUGGGCAGGGGGGAACGGAAGGGGCCCAGGCCCAGGCAGGGGCCCAUCAGAUUCAAGUCCAGGCUGGUCAGAUCCAGCUGCAGGCAGGUCAGCUCCAGGGUCAGAUAGUGGUGGACACAGCUGGGGGUCAGGCCCUGGUGCCCCAGCAGCUGGAACUGGUCCCAGCACAGUUCACAGGGAACGGCUGGCAGAUCAUUACAGCAGCGCCUACUAUGGCCAAGGAGAACAGCAAUCAGCCUGUGUCUGUGACGGUGGCCACCACCUUGGCUAAUGACAGCUCACCUAGUGGACGCAAGGUGAAGGCAACAGGUGGGACCAACAGCGUGGCAGGUGCCCAGCAGCAGCAGUUCCAGAUCAUCCAGGUACAGAACCUGCCUGGUGCCGGGGGUGGGGUCCAGUAUCAGGUCAUCCCUCACCUGCAGACAGCAGAUGGGCAGCAGAUUCAUAUCAGCCCAGCGCAGACGGCUUCCAUUGGGGCUCUACCAGAGCAGGUCCAGCUCAUCCAGACUCAGAGCCCAGGACAGCCUCAGACUAUCCUCCAGCCCACCAGUCAGCAGACCAUCCUGACCAGCUCAGCUAAUCAGACCAUCCCGCUGCAGAUCCGACCGGCUCAGUCUUUCCCCCUGCAGCUGCAAACUCUUCAAGGCUCCCAGGCUCCUGUUAUGACCACAGUACCAAUAAACCUCGGUGGAAUGACGCUGGCUUUGCCUGUGAUCAAUAACGUUGGAGGGGGUGGAGCUGUGCAGCUUAUCCAAUCAGCAGAUGGCACAUUCUCUGUUGCUAAUGGCAACCAGUUGAUGACAACAGCAGUGUCUGGAGCAGCCCCUGCUACAGUAUCAACUGGGGUAACAACGACAAUUGCUGAAGGUGACAGCAUGUCGGAGGGGACCCAGGUGGUUUCUGCUGGAUCAGAGGGCGGGGCAGCCGACACGCAAACACAGAGCAGUGAGGCAGACUCUCCGAGCCAGAACCAGGCCAACGGGCUACAGAACCAGACUGAUUCAACAGGAACAAUUCAGCAGGUCAUCGUUGGCCAAGUGGGACACCAGUUGGUCCAGCAGAUCCAGCUGCAGUCCCAGGCUCAAAGUCAGAACCAACCUCAAGCCCAGGGCCAGCAGCAACCCCAGCACAUUCAGACACUUCAGCUAGCUCCUGGUCAAGCCCUGCAGCCCAUCCAGGCUUUCCAGAAUCCUGCCCAGGUGCUUAUCCGUACCCCCACCUUGUCACCCUCUGGGCAGAUCACCUGGCAAACACUGCAGCUGCCCGGAGGAGUCUCCCUACAGGGCGGACUCGGAACAGCUGUGCCACAGCAGUUGACAUUGGCCCCGGUGGCUGGUGGAACGACCGUCGGGAGCGGAGGGCUGGUUUCCAUCGGUGGAGCUCCCCUGACAUUAAGUGCAGCGCAGAUCAAUCCAGGAUCUGGAGUACAGACAGUCAGCAUCGCUGGGCUGGGAACGGCAGGGGUUCAGGUGCAGGGCGUACCCCUCACUAUCACAGGUCUACAGGACACUUUGUCUGUAAUUCUCAAUCAACCUGCAGGUCAACAACAGGGUCAGGAUGGGGUCAAACUUAAAUCAUCCCCUCUGACAGUUACCGUGGGCAACGUGGCGUCAGGGUCGUCAAUGAGUCCAGACCAGUUAGGCUCGGUUCAGAGCUCUUCGGACCAGGAAGGACUUCCCAGCAAGAGGCUUCGUCGUGUCGCCUGCUCGUGUCCAAACUGCAGGGAUGGAGAGGGAAGGAACAGUGGGGACCCAUCAAAGAAGAAGCAGCACAUCUGCCACAUGGAGGGCUGUGGGAAGGUGUAUGGCAAGACGUCCCACCUGAGGGCCCACCUGCGCUGGCACACAGGAGAGAGACCUUUCGUCUGCAACUGGAUCUUCUGCGGUAAAAGAUUCACCAGGAGUGAUGAGCUGCAGAGACACCGGAGAACCCACACAGGAGAGAAGCGCUUUGAAUGUCCCGAAUGCUCCAAGCGCUUCAUGCGCAGCGACCACCUCUCCAAGCACAUAAAGACCCAUCAGAAUAAGAAAGGUGGCCCAGCCUUGGCAAUCAUCACCACUGACGAGAUGGAGGAAGACGCUCCCAAAGGCCUCGGAGACUCCCCUCAGAUAGUUGCCGUGGCAACGCUAUCACGUGACUCUGAGCCGGCUACACCCACCACGUCUAAUCACCUGGAGGAAGAGGGGGAGGAAGAGGAGGAUUUUGAAUAGGGGACUGAUUCCGGUUUCUUUUGGAAAGUGGACUUCUAGGGUUUUUUUGGAGGUCUUUGCAGUGACUGCAAGGGGUGUGGCUACAGUUUAUUUCUGUUUAAAUUCACCCCUUCAUUAUUUUAAAAAUGACAGAGUGGAAAAAUAUGAACAUUAUAGGAAAAAAAUUAACAUUUAACAACAAAAAACUAGCCUAAAUUUAUUAAACAUUAGUUGUGCAUUUAUAAAAUUAAUGUAUAAUAAUUCCAAAUACAGUGGGGAAAGGAAUGUAAGUAAUGUUGAGAUUAGCACAAGACAGGAGGAUCUGCUGAAUCUAAAACCGUCCAUCCUGAUCUAUCUCUAUGCACAAAGCUGUGACAGUGUUCCUGUUUCAUACAGUGCUGAGCAUCAAUCACCGUACAGGACUGUUGCAGAGCACUGAGACACAGGGCAGCCCGCGGAGGGGUGACACACGUGCACAUACGGCGUGCAGAACCUGUGAAUGAGCGUGCAUUUAUGUUCCCACACUGUCACAGUGAGGAUCUGCCUAAUUUGAGUUCUGUUCAGAUCAGAUUCAGGUUUCCUUUGUGAGCAGUCAACAGAUAAUCUGCCGUUGAAGAAAUGAGGGGAUACGCACUUCUCAAUUAAAAGAGAAAAAAGCACAUAUAAAAAGAUUUAUAAACAAUGCAUUCCUAUUCAGGCGCAGUGGCCAUUAAAAGAUGGAUUUCUAUUGAUUUAGGAAAAAAAAAUCUAGCUUUCGACAACUUUGUGUAGUGAAAGCAAUACUUUUAAUGACAAUCCUAGUUAAAAAAAAACAAA
This is a messenger RNA of Thalassophryne amazonica, 3844 nucleotides long. RefSeq names its product sp4 transcription factor (gene sp4). Lineage: Eukaryota; Metazoa; Chordata; Actinopteri; Batrachoidiformes; Batrachoididae. Bases 707 to 3049 code for a protein of 780 amino acids. The record is from RefSeq and is a predicted model, not a curated record. Gene Ontology annotation, molecular function: RNA polymerase II cis-regulatory region sequence-specific DNA binding; DNA-binding transcription factor activity, RNA polymerase II-specific. The transcript has 7 exons. Gene Ontology annotation, biological process: regulation of transcription by RNA polymerase II.